Messenger RNA from Nelumbo nucifera (sacred lotus), 1406 nucleotides. RefSeq names its product autophagy 3 (APG3) (gene ATG3). Gene Ontology annotation, biological process: autophagosome assembly; glycophagy; autophagy of mitochondrion. Lineage: Eukaryota; Viridiplantae; Streptophyta; Magnoliopsida; Proteales; Nelumbonaceae. Gene Ontology annotation, molecular function: Atg8-family ligase activity. The record is from RefSeq and is a predicted model, not a curated record. Gene Ontology annotation, cellular component: phagophore assembly site; cytosol.
GGCAUUCACGCUUCGGAACUUCCGAGUUUAAGCUUCAAGCUAUCACCGAGAUUGGCACUAAUUUUGCGUGUUAACUGUUAAGUCGUCGCUUUAAUCUACAAAUUCUUCUUCAAAACUAUCGAUUCGAACUCCUUGUUGAGCGUUUUCUGGAAGUUUAACCCCUCAAAAUUAUUUCUUUGGAGCGAUGGUUCUAUCGCAGAAGAUUCAUGAAGCCUUCAAAGGGACCGUCGAGAGGAUUACAGGGCCUCGUACGGUCUCCGCAUUCAAGGAGAAAGGUGUUCUUAGCGUCAGCGAAUUCAUUCUCGCUGGCGAUAAUCUCGUCUCCAAAUGCCCUACCUGGUCUUGGGAAUCUGGGGAGCCGAGCAAACGCAAGUCCUACUUACCCCCUGAUAAGCAGUAUUUAAUCACUAGAAAUGUGCCUUGUUUACGAAGGGCAGCAUCUGUGGAAGAAGAAUAUGAAGCUGCAGGAGGGGAAGUACUUCUUGAUAAUGAAGAUAAUGAUGGUUGGCUAGCAACUCAUGGGAAACCAAAGGAAACCAAGUGUGACGAGGAGGAAAAUUUACCUUCCAUGGAGAUCUUAGAGAUCAGCAAGAACAAAACUAUUCAUUCAAUCCCCUCAUAUUUUGGUGGUAAAGAGGAAGAAGAUAUUCCAGAUAUGGAAGAGUAUGAAGAUCCUGAUAACCUUAUUGAGACAGAUGCUGCAACACUUCAAUCUACAUAUCUUGUGGCUCAUGAACCUGAUGAUGACAAUAUUCUCCGAACUCGAACAUAUGAUGUUAGCAUCACGUAUGAUAAGUAUUAUCAAACUCCACGUGUUUGGCUUACUGGAUAUGAUGAGUCAAGGAUGCUCUUACAACCAGAGCUUGUACUUGAAGAUGUUAGUCAAGACCAUGCCCACAAAACAGUGACCAUUGAGGACCAUCCUCAUUUGCCAGGGAAGCAUGCAUCUGUACAUCCAUGUAGGCAUGGUGCUGUGAUGAAAAAGAUCAUUGAUGUUCUAAUGUCACGAGGAGUUGAACCACAAGUUGACAAGUACUUGUUCUUGUUCUUGAAAUUUGUGGCCUCUGUAAUUCCUACUAUUGAAUAUGAUUAUACAAUGGACUUUGACAUGGGUAGCUCCAGCAAUUGAUUUGAGAUGGAAGAUGUGAUGGUAGAGCCGUAGAGGAAGUGCUUAUGCAGCUGCAUCUCGUGUGGCCCUUCCAAAUCAACCCCACACUCAAAACGUUCUUGUGCUUGUACAUAUGAUCUCUACAAGAUGAUAUAUAUAACUGAAAUCCUUGUGGCAUUGGUGACGAUACAAACUCAUUUAAAGCUGUUCAAUCCCUGAUUUCUUCUGUAACCACAGCAUGCUGAAUCCAUUCAGUUUGUUCAGUGUGGAGUUGCUUAAAUGAAAUUAAUUUAACGUA